This is a messenger RNA of Vanessa atalanta (red admiral), 4671 nucleotides long. RefSeq names its product protein rolling stone-like. The record is from RefSeq and is a predicted model, not a curated record. The coding region runs from base 147 to 1055 and encodes 302 amino acids. NCBI's taxonomy places the organism in Eukaryota, Metazoa, Arthropoda, Insecta, Lepidoptera, Nymphalidae. Gene Ontology annotation, cellular component: membrane. The transcript has 6 exons.
UGGGCAGCGCGCCUGCGCGCUACGCCGAACGUAUCACCAACGUAUUAAAAACACAAGAAAUACGAAUCCUUGUUAUUUGUUACAAUAUCUAUAGUGCUGGUUUGUUACUUCACAGUUCGAAUGAACACGAAAAUUCAAUACGAAAGAUGAGAUUACCGAAAUUGGAUAUGUCGAUGAAGAAGACGUGCAAGCCAGCUAUGCUGAGCAGGAUCUGGCAAGCUAGCCGACGAGCCUUGAACUUGGAACAUUCUCCUCCGCAAGUAUUCGCCUGUAGUCAGUGGCAGAAUGGAUCUCACCCGGUAACAUCCUAUUUUGUUUACAGGUGGCUACUAUUCCUCACUGUCCUAUCGAUUGGAAUAUCUAGUUUCGCCUGUCAACGUCUCCCACGAUUGUACAAGGGGCCGAAAGUGGAGCUGAAUUACUUCAAAUGGUUCAUAUACUUCACCAACUGGGGCUACCUGCUCAUCGUAGUGCAAGCAGGUCUUGCGCUCGCUGUUGUCCAUCGAUACAAAUCACAGAGAUCUUUUAAUAUACCAUGUGAAGACGAAGAAAUCCCGAUGCCUCGUCGUCAGAGGACUCCGUUGCUGUGUCGCUCGUACUGGUUGGCUCACACCGUCGCAACUGACCUGGCUUUCGUCAUCACGCUCAUCUAUUGGACGUUGGUGCAUGAUCCUAAAAUCCAUGAAAUCAAUACACUCAAUCUACUGGUCCACGGGGGCAAUUCACUAGUAAUGCUGCUGGAAUUAGCCGUCACUGCUCACCCAGUACGCGCUGCGCAUGCAUUGUUCGGGGCUGGAGCAGGCCUCGCAUAUGGUGUAUUUAGCGGCUUCUACUGGGCGGUUGGAGGUACCGACAGAAUUGGACUACCUGCUAUAUAUCCAGCUCUUGAUUGGAAUAAACCAGCAUCAGCUCUGGGCUUCGUAGCACUUUGCGCUGCGGUGAUGAUGUUCGCGCAUGGCGUGGCAACGUGUCUGGCGUAUGCUCGCUCCCGGCUGGCUGCGAGAUUGCUGCCCGCUCGCGCGCGGGCCGACCGACUCACGCUACCCACGCACUGAGGAUCGAGAAAACGUCGCUAUCGUGUAAAGAACUACAGGAACGCUUACAGUUAUAGGUUUUAGGGAGUAAGUGUUAAUUCUUAAAUUACAUUCCUUUAAGGAUUGCUGUGAAAACGUUUGCUGAGCGAAGAAUUGUUUUGAAUAAAGUGUGAAGUGAUAAUGAAAUACGGUUUCAGCAGAUCUUAAUGAGUGAUACCAUGACGCGUUAAUUAAAAAAAAACCAAAACAGUGAAAUUAGUAAAUAAUAACUGCAAUACAAAACUAAAGCAAUUGAUAACCUUAUGAAAGAUAAUGUAUUUAAUAGUUCUAUUAAUGCUUCUAUAUAUAUUCAGAUAUAUAAAAAAAAAACAUUAAUUCAUUAAAUAAAUACUAUUAUUGAAUGAUAACGAAACUAGUAUUGGAAAGUGAAUGAUUAUAAAUCAUAUUAAAUUAAUUGAAUAUAUAUCUUCUACGGGUAAAGUGUAUCAGAGGAUGGGUGAUAUUAAUGGACAUAGUAAUAGCCUGUUUUUCCAUUUAUAUAUUGUAUAGUACUUUAGAAACAACACUACAGAUUGCAUAAUAUAAUAUUUUUCAAUACCAAUAAGUAUUACUUGCUUUACGAAAGGUACAUUUUAAUAUAUAUCAAAUAUAUUAUAUUUUAAUAAAAUAAUCUGAUAAGGAAAUUUUCCUUUAAGUAUUAAAUUAUUGUUUUGAUUUAUUAAUAUUAUAAAUAAUCAAAAAAAUAUUUUAUUCUAUGUACGUAACACUAUUUAUUAAAGUUUCUAGUACUCGUUUGAACCAAAGAGGGUGAAACUAGUGUACCUAUAUUAAUAUAAAAACAAUUCAGACUUGUAUAAGAAAUUGUUGUGACCAUUGCUUUUAAAACACAUAAGAUAGAUAGGUACAGAAAAAAACAGUAUUUUUUCCAAAAAUGUAAUAUCAAAUAUUUUUAUAAUAAUUAAUACAUUUUUUUUUUUGUUAUUGUUAGUUAGUUCGGCAUGCUAUGCACACUUAUGUAAAAUAUUUCCAAAUUUAUUUUUGAUUACAAAUGACACAUUUUUAAAAUUCAAGCCCAACUUUCAUGUGUCAACGGUUUAUUACUGAAAUAAAAACUAAACCAUAGAAGUGUUUUAGUUUUCAGCAUCAUAUUGAAAGGUUCCUUAAUAUAUUUUAUUAAAUCCUAAACAGUUUCUAUUCGUAAUUUAUUGUUCAGUUUUUCUUUUAAAUAUCAAUAGUAAGGCUGAUUCUAACUGCCUGAACACCUUUUUGAUUCUGUCAUAAUUAACAAUGAUUAUUAAAAUGAUUUGAGGUAAACAAAUAUAAAAUAAACAAGUAGAAAUUCAAGAAGUGAUAAUUGUAAUUAUAUACUAUUGUAUUAUUACGCAGCAUUUAUUAUUGUGACAUUGUUACUCUUUUUUAAUAAUUAUUUGACCGAAAUUUUUCGGUUUUUGUUUACAUGCAUUUAUUUAUUAUGAUACGCGACUAGCUUUAAAAAUAUUUCUUUUAAAAGUGCUACGUAAGAACGUACGCUGUUGCUCGAAUGUGUAACUAGUUUAGCGUGGUAAAAAUUAGAUGAAGAAGGCCGUGCCGCUCAGAGGUGGGCGAUUAAUUAUCUACUAUUUGCUAAUUAAAGGACGUUUAAAAAGUGAUUUUUUGUCUAUGACCGUUUUACAAGAUUCGCGGCUGGAUAACUAUUUGAAUCAUUCAUUCUGGUACUUGUUAUUCUAAGCUAAUCUUUGGAAUUGGUGCCGUCUCUUAUAAUGUGUACAAUCGCUCACUUCUUUUGGGAAUGGUAACAAAAUAUUUACAAUUUACCAACUGGAUUUAUCAAGUUCCGCAUAUGAACGUGUAGAAUGAUGAGUAUCGAAUGAAUAAAAGAGUUUAAAUAUCGAAUCUCAAUAACCAUAUAACAUCAUAUGCAUUGCUAUAAAAUAUUACACUAUUGCAUUUUCCUGUCACGAUUUUUUCACAAUAUAAGGAAAAUAUAUUCUUUCCUACAUUUGUUAACGUUUUAAAUAUUGAAACUUGGUAAUAUGUACUGAUAUAUACUGUUGUACUGCUGUACUGUGUAAUGUCUUACGGACUUACCUAUAAAUGUUGUUUUUGGGGUGAAUAGAGAAACAAUGUUGUGUCUUUUUCUUUCGAAUAUCAAAUCCAUAAUAAGAGAAAGAGAUCAAUCUAUGUUUAAUGCAUCACUACAAUGUUUAUAAGUAAGACCGUUAAUUUUUAGGUGUAAUCAAUUUAAACAUCAAGGUGAACCGUAUGAUUUCAUUUGAAAAGAAACAUCUGGAUGAUUAAUUUAUACCCAUGUACCUAAACACUUUUAUUUUUUCUCAGGCGCAGCAUGCAAAUAUUGAUAUUAAACUCAUUCUAAAUUUAAUAAAAAUGUAAGCAGCUCUAUGUAUGCGAUUAUAUCAUAUAUUUGUUGCUACGUUGAUUUCUAUCGUCGAAAUUUUCAUAUUGUUAAAAUGUAACAAUUACAUUAUGACUAAACGACCUUUAACAACGUCGUUUCAUUAUUGCUUUAUAUACGUACUAAAUCUAUUUUUAAUAUGAUUUUAAUGUCAUUUCCGGAUUAUAUAUAGAAAUUAGGGAUGGGUCUAAUAAAUUCAGCAUUAAUUAUAUAUAAUAUUAUAUUCGUCCAACUUACCGAACAUUCGGUAUCUCUCAAAAAUUUCUAAUAAAAAUUGUACCCAAUGCAUGUCUAAUAUAGUAGUAUAAAUAUUUGAAGCAAGCAUAUUCAUUAGAGGUAUUCUAUAAUUAACUAUUCUUGAUGAAAGAGGUCCUACUACAUCUUAAUUCGCUCUACAUUCCCAAACUUAUACUUGUAAUUGACAAGCAAAUGGGCCACCUGAUGGUUAGAGGUCACCUUCGCUCAUAGACAGCGGCACUAUAAAUUAUUGUUUGAAAACAGCAGAAAUAAAAAAAACCUUAGAUUGAUAUAUUCCAUGUGAUUUGCUAAUAGCUUAUGCACUACAGUCAGCUCUUGAAUAAUAUAUUUGUAUUUUUAUAACAACACUUAUGAACUAAACCUAUGUCAACUUUAAUUUAUUUUACAAAAUUCCGAUAGCAUUUCUAUUCGUAUUUAUUGUGAAUGCCAUAGAUUGUAUUAUAGGUAUCGAAUGAUGUCAUAUUAAUUCAAAAUCAAAGGUAAUCCUUCUUCUCCUUUAAUUUACCUGCAAUUGGAACAGGCUAUAAGAUGUUAUGUCUCUUGUGUCUCUAAUUACUGAAUUUGGCAGAAUAUUCAUAUUCGGUUAAAUCUUUAUUCGGCCCAUCACUAAUAGAAUACUAUCAAAGUGUGUUACCAUAUAAAAUAAAAUUAUUUAGCAUUAAAUAAUGAAUAAUUAACGUAUAAUUUCAUACUCAGUAUGUUUAUUGUGAUUUUUAGAAAUAGCGUUAUCGUUCCUAGCCUACAUAUAAUAUUUAGGCAAAACUCUGUGAUGCGUUCUUCACGCAGGUAGUAUUAUUGUGGUAUGUGUAUUAUGUAGGUAAGAAUAAUCUAAAAUCAAUAGUUUUGUAUAAUGCUUGGUAUAAUGAAUUGUGAAUUAUCAAUUAUAUAAAAUAAAAUCUAAUCUAAUAUUAUUUAUAAAUCUGGUACAAAGUAUUAAUAUAAUAUUCUAUGUAUUAUCCAUGUGGU